Debaryomyces hansenii CBS767 is the source of this 1830-nucleotide messenger RNA. It is a transcript of the gene KRE30, whose product is annotated as ATP-binding cassette family ATPase. Lineage: Eukaryota; Fungi; Ascomycota; Pichiomycetes; Serinales; Debaryomycetaceae. Bases 1 to 1830 code for a protein of 609 amino acids. The transcript has a single exon. The record is from RefSeq and is a predicted model, not a curated record. Gene Ontology annotation, molecular function: ATP hydrolysis activity; ATP binding.
AUGUCUGUUUCAUCUUCAAAAGCUAAGAGAGAACAAAAGCGUUUGGAAAGAGAAGCCCAAAAGUCGGCUGCUGGUAAGACCAUGAAGAAGACCAAGAAGCAAGCAGCAAAGGACUCAGAAGAAAAGGAAAUCGAUGACACUGAAGCACAAAUCUCUAAAAUGCAGUUACAAACUGAUGAAUAUGGUAUAUCAGAUAGAGUGACCACCGGUGUUUUGGAAUCGUUAAAUACGUCGAGAGAUAUUAAAUUAUCGUCAGUUUCGUUAUUGUUCCAUGGUAAGGUUUUAAUUCAAGAUUCGACCAUUGAAUUGAAUUAUGGUAGAAGAUACGGGUUAUUGGGUGAAAACGGAUGUGGUAAGUCGACAUUAUUGAAUUCCAUCGCCGCCAGAGAAUUCCCAAUCCCUGAACACAUUGAUAUAUACUUGUUGAACGAGCCAGCUGCUGCUACCGACUUCUCAGCUUUGGAAUAUGUUGUCAGAGAAGCGGAAGCUGAAAUGAAGAGAUUGGAAGACUUAGUUGAAGAAAUCAUUAUCAAGGAUGGACCAGAAAACCCAGCAUUGGAAGGUUUGUAUGAAAAGAUCGAUGAAAUGGAUCCAUCUACUUUUGAAUCUAGAGCUGCUAUUAUUUUGACCGGUUUAGGUUUCAACGGUGUCACCAUCAAGAAGAGAACCAGAGAUAUGUCUGGUGGUUGGAGAAUGCGUGUUGCAUUGGCCAAAGCUUUAUUCGUUAAGCCAACCUUGUUGUUAUUGGAUGACCCAACUGCCCAUUUGGAUUUGGCUGCUUGUGUCUGGUUAGAAGAAUACUUAAAGAGAUUCGACAGAAUCUUGAUUUUGGUCUCGCACUCUCAAGAUUUCUUGAACGGUGUCUGUACCAACAUGAUUGAUAUGAGAUUGAAGGAAUUGCAAUUAUACGGUGGUAACUACGAUUCCUAUGUCAAGACUAGAGCUGAAUUGGAAACUAACCAAAUGAAGCAAUAUGCUAAGCAACAAGAAGAAAUCGCUCAUAUUAAGAAGUUCAUUGCCUCAGCUGGUACUUAUGCUAACUUGGUUAGACAAGCAAAGUCAAGACAAAAGACCUUGGAUAAGAUGGAAGCCGCUGGUUUAAUUCAAGCGGUUGUUCCUGAUAAGGUUUUCACCUUCAGAUUCCCUGAUGUCGAUAAGUUGCCACCACCAGUUUUGGCGUUUGAUGGUAUGUCAUUCUCCUAUUCCGGUAAGAAAGAAGAUAACUUAUAUGAAAACUUAGAUAUAGGUAUUGAUAUGGAUUCAAGAGUUGCUUUAGUCGGGCCAAAUGGUAUUGGUAAAUCCACGUUAUUGAACUUAUUCCAAGGUAAAUUACAACCUCAACAGGGUAGAGUUAUUCAGCAUACACAUAUUAAAUUAGGUGUCUAUUCACAACAUUCUGCUGAACAAUUAGACUUGACUAAGAACCCAUUGGAAUUCGUCCGUGACAAAUUUUCCCACAUUUCUCAAGAUUUCCAAUACUGGAGACAACAAUUAGGUCGUUAUGGUUUAACUGGUGAAGGUCAAACUUCUCAAAUGGCUACUUUGUCGGAAGGUCAAAGAUCUCGUGUUGUUUUUGCAUUGUUAGCUUUAGAAGCUCCUAAUUUAAUUUUAUUGGAUGAACCUACUAACGGUUUAGACUUGAGUACUAUUGAUUCUUUGGCAGAAGCCAUCAAGGCUUUCAAUGGUGGUGUUGUCGUUGUUUCGCACGAUUUCAGAUUAUUGGAUAAGGUUGCCAAGGAUAUUUAUGUCAUUGAGAACAAGGGUGCCACUAGAUGGGAUGGUACUAUCUUGGAUUACAAGAAGAGUUUAGCUAAAGACGUUGUCAUUUAG